AUGUCUACCUCCGCCUCCUCUUCCGGACCAUCGUCCGGCCAGACUUCCUCUUCCUCUCCCGCCAACACAAUCUCCUCUACCACGAUCGCGAAGCCCGGUGAGGUAGUGACGAUAACCACAGCAACGGUGAUCAACACCGCAAGCAAUCCUGACGGCACCACCACCACUACAACCACUACAACCACCACAAACAACACCACUCCAGCCGACAAGAAGAAGAAAAAGAACAAGGAGAACAAGAAGAGGAAGGAGAAGAAGAAGAAUAAGAAGAAGCAAAAGAUCGAGCCUCGCCUGCCGCAAGAAAUCAUCAACAAGAUCCUCUACCACGUCGUCGAGUCCCUAGAAUUUCCUGCCAAACAGCGCAUCUACACCGGCGACCAGCCCUACCCUCUUCAGGUCACUCACCCUCUUCGCGACCUCCUCACAGUUAGCAAGCACUGGAAGGCCGAGAUCGAGAAGUGCAUUGCCGAACGGUUUCCCAGUGGCCGAUUCAUCGUUGCUGUCACUCAGUGUGCACGUCGUGCCACCGCCAUCAGCACUAACAUCCCAAUCGUGACUGCAAUUGCAGCGCACUGGCCCUAUCGAGCAGCCAUAUUGGUUAGUCGCGGAGUUCAGCGCGGUGGGAGGGUCUGGGCUCAUUGGCGAGGGUCGAACAUGAGAUGGGGUUGA
This is a messenger RNA of Cyphellophora attinorum, 669 nucleotides long. RefSeq lists its product as uncharacterized. The record is from RefSeq and is a predicted model, not a curated record. Bases 1 to 669 code for a protein of 222 amino acids. Lineage: Eukaryota; Fungi; Ascomycota; Eurotiomycetes; Chaetothyriales; Cyphellophoraceae. The transcript has a single exon.